Messenger RNA from Brassica napus (rape), 1496 nucleotides. RefSeq names its product dof zinc finger protein DOF4.6-like. The record is from RefSeq and is a predicted model, not a curated record. NCBI's taxonomy places the organism in Eukaryota, Viridiplantae, Streptophyta, Magnoliopsida, Brassicales, Brassicaceae. Gene Ontology annotation, biological process: regulation of DNA-templated transcription. The coding region runs from base 282 to 1313 and encodes 343 amino acids. The transcript is spliced from 2 exons. Gene Ontology annotation, molecular function: DNA-binding transcription factor activity; DNA binding.
GAUAAUUUUCAGUAGGACAAAGAUUCCCACUCAGAAUGUUUUACUAAUCUUAUAUUGUACAAUUUCUCUCUAUAUCUCUCUCUCUCCUCUACCAUAAAGCAGAUGUGAUCCGACAAGCACACAAAGAAGUUCCUCAUUCAAAAAAGAUUUCUCAGCCAUCAAAAUUUCCUUUCUCUUCAUCCAACGAAAAACAACCUUUUUUCUUCUUUCAAAUCUUGCUAGAAUUAAACUAAGAAAAGAAAAUACCAGGUUUGUUUCUGCUCAUCUGAGGAAGUUCAUCAAUGGAUACGGCUCAGUGGCCACAGGAGAUUGUAGUGAAGCCCUUGGAAGAAAUAGUAACAAACACGUGCCCAAAGCCGCAACCGUCCCAGCCGCAGGAGCCAACACCCGAUGGGGCGGCAGGUGGAGUGGAAAGAAAGGCAAGGCCAGAAAAGGACCAAGCUAUAAACUGUCCAAGAUGUAACUCAACCAAUACAAAGUUUUGUUACUAUAACAAUUAUAGCUUGACGCAGCCAAGAUUCUUCUGCAAAGGUUGUAGACGGUAUUGGACUGAAGGCGGUUCGCUUCGGAAUAUCCCUGUUGGUGGUGGUUCAAGAAAGAACAAGAGAUCUCACUCUUCUUCGAUUUCUUCAUCUGAUAUUGGUAACAAUCACUCGGUUUCUACACAACCAGCUACAAAGAAGCAUCGCUCUGAUCAACAUCACCACCACCUCAUGAGCAUGUCUCAACAAGGGUUGACCGGUCAAAACCCUAAAUUUCUUGAGACGACUCAACAAGAUCUCAAUUUAGGUUUUCCACCACCACAUGGGUUGAUCAGGACCAACUUUACUGACCUUAUCCACAACAUAGGGAACAACAACAAGAGCACCAACAAUCUAUUGCUUAGUUCUUCAUGUUCUGCCACGUCAGCUAUGGCAACUUCCCCUCUGGAUUUCAUAAGAAACAACAAUAGUAAUAAUGGGAAUUCUUCAUUCAUGGGUUUUCCAGUUCAUAAUCAAGAUCCAACAUCAGGAGGGUUUUCGAUGCAAGAUCAUUACAAGCCUUGUAACUCAAACACCACACUGCUAGGGUUUUCAUUGGAUCAUCAUCGUAAUAAUGAUUUCCCCGGAGGAUUUCAAGGAGGAGAGGGUGGUGAUGAUGUGAAUGGAAGGCCCUUGUUUCCUUUUGAGGAUUUGAAAUUGCCAGUUUCUUCUUCAUCAGCAACAAGUAAUGUCGACAUUAAUGAUCAUCAGAAACAAGCAAGUGGUGGCGAUGCAGCUGCUACUUCUGGUGGGUAUUGGACUGGGAUGUUGAGUGGUGGAUCAUGGUGCUAAUUUUUCUUAGUUUGAUGAUGAAGCUAUUAAUGCUAUUUAUUUAAUUAAUUAAUAUUAUCUUAAUUUCACUUUGAACAUUCGUAUUGGUGGUUUUUUCUUCAUUUUUGUUAAUUUUGGGUUAAUUUUGAUUUAAGGAUAUUAUUGGAAGUGCAAUAUUGAAUGACUUUAAGUUGUUUUUAGUUU